This is a messenger RNA of Melozone crissalis (California towhee), 1579 nucleotides long. RefSeq names its product solute carrier family 38 member 6 (gene SLC38A6). Gene Ontology annotation, biological process: amino acid transmembrane transport; L-glutamine transport. The transcript has 16 exons. The coding region runs from base 1 to 1416 and encodes 471 amino acids. The record is from RefSeq and is a predicted model, not a curated record. NCBI's taxonomy places the organism in Eukaryota, Metazoa, Chordata, Aves, Passeriformes, Passerellidae. Gene Ontology annotation, molecular function: L-glutamine transmembrane transporter activity.
AUGGCGGCGGCGCCACCCUGGGGGUCCGGGCGGGUUCGGCCCCUGCCCGCCCGCGGCUGGUACCUGUCCGCCCGCGAGCGGCGGGAGGAGGACGGCGAGGAGGAGGAGGAGGAGGAGGAGCGGGAGACCGCCCCGCUGCUGCCGCCGCCGCCGGGCAGCAGUUCUUCAAGUCAUGGUUCUUCCUUUGCUUUCUCAGUGUUUAACUUAAUGAAUGCAAUCAUGGGCAGUGGGAUACUUGGCUUAUCCUAUGCCAUGGCCAACACAGGGAUCAUGGGGUUUAGUAUCUUGCUGCUGAUUGUUGCCAGCCUUGCUUCUUACUCUGUGUUUCUCCUGCUCAGUAUGUGCACUCAGACAGCUGUCACUUCUUAUGAAGACCUUGGCCUUUUUGCAUUUGGAUCAACUGGAAGGGUCCUUGUUGCAACUACAAUAAUUAUCCAGAAUAUUGGAGCCAUGUCAUCUUAUCUGUUAAUUGUCAAGUCUGAACUUCCUGGGGCUGUUGCUGGGCUUUUGAGCGGAGCCGAGAGCGGGUCUUGGUACCUCGAUGGGAGGCUGCUGCUGCUGCUCACUUCAGUCUGCAUUGUUUUUCCUCUUGCCCUUCUUCCUAAAAUUGGCUUUCUUGGCUACACAAGUAGUUUAUCAUUUUUCUUUACGGUGUACUUUACUCUUGUGGUUGUGAUUAAAAAAUGGUCGAUUCCUUGUCCUCUACCUCUGAGCAGUGCCAUAGAGACUUUACAGGUUUCAAAUUCUACUGGGGAUUGUAAAGCAAAGCUCUUUCAUCUUUCAAAAGAGAGUGCUUAUGCAAUACCAACUAUGGCCUUCUCUUUUCUGUGCCAUACCUCAGUCUUGCCAAUCUACUGUGAGCUCCAAAGUCCAUCCAAAAGGAGAAUGCAGAAUGUCACUGUCACAGGAAUUGGGCUGAGUUUCCUAAUUUACUUCAUAUCUGCUCUCUUUGGGUACCUGACAUUUUAUGACAAAGUGGACUCUGAGCUGCUGCAGGGUUACUCCAGGUACCUGCCCCACGACACCAUCAUCAUGACAGUGAGAGCAGCCAUUCUGUUUGCUGUGCUCCUGACAGUGCCUCUGAUCCAUUUCCCAGCAAGGAAAGCUGUGCUGAUGGUAUUUUUCUCUCAUCUUCCUGGGUCAUGGAUUUGCCAUAUCCUUGUCACCUUAACACUGAAUGCAGUUGUUGUUCUGUUUGCAAUGUAUGUGCCAGACAUUAAAAAUGUAUUUGGAGUAGUUGGUUCAACCACAUCAACAUGUUUGCUUUUUGUAUAUCCUGGACUAUUUUAUCUUAAACUUAACAGAGAGGACUUCAUAUCACCACAGAAACUUGGGGCAUGUGCCUUGGUUGUUUUUGGCAUUUGUGUUGGCCUUCUCAGUUUGGUUCUGAUAAUUUUCAAUUGGGUUGAUCAAUAAGAGCUAUUGACAGUGUGACCUGAGCUCCAGGGGGACAGCAGGGAGCAGAGAGGUGCCAGCACUGCUGCAGUGAGUGCUGCACAUCCCAAAGGGACACUGACCAAAGCUGCCAAGGAAGAAGCAAUGCUCCUUUCACCUCCUUUACUGAUGGUCCUUCUUUAAU